Messenger RNA from Durio zibethinus, 1226 nucleotides. RefSeq lists its product as uncharacterized. NCBI's taxonomy places the organism in Eukaryota, Viridiplantae, Streptophyta, Magnoliopsida, Malvales, Malvaceae. Gene Ontology annotation, cellular component: endoplasmic reticulum membrane. The record is from RefSeq and is a predicted model, not a curated record.
AUCUUUUUUUCUUUCAACUCGUUGAAAAAUAGGAAGUCCCGAUCGAUAUCGAUGGCAAUAAGGUAUCAUAUGACCCUUCAUCCCGUCGUCAUCUUUUACAGAUUAAAAAGGAGGGACUCUGGGUUUUUGCUUUUUAGAUUCAGAAGUCAAACAAAAUAGCAAAGAAGCCAAGUUUUUGAUAUAUAAAUCGAUCAAAUCAAAAACCAGGGUGGCUUUUGAGAAAAGGGAUUUGGUGAGUAUUCAAAAUCAAUGGCGAAUCUGUAUGUGAAAGCGGUGCCACCUGCGGAUCUGAAUCGGAACACGGAGUGGUUUAUGUACCCUGGAGUAUGGACAACCUAUAUUCUAAUUCUCUUCUUCUCGUGGCUCCUUGUUCUCUCCAUCUUCGGUUGCUCUCCUGGCAUGGCUUGGACCAUCGUCAAUCUCUCUCACUUCGUUGUCACAUACCACUUCUUUCACUGGAAGAAAGGAACCCCAUUUGCUGAAGAUCAAGGGAUUUACAAUGGCUUGACUUGGUGGGAGCAGAUAGACAAUGGAAAGCAGCUUACACGCAACAGAAAGUUUCUAACUGUUGUACCUGUGGUGCUAUACUUGAUAGCCUCGCAUACAACCGACUACCAACAUCCUAUGCUCUUUUUGAACACUCUUGCAGUGAUCGUGCUCGUCAUUGCCAAGUUCCCCAACAUGCACAAGGUUCGAAUCUUCGGAAUCAAUGCAGACAAGUGAGUGUGCCUUCUGUUAAGAAUACUUGAUUUUGCCUGCUAGAAAGCCACCAUGGCUUCCCCUCUGUUAAAAUGGGUAUAUCUUUUAUAGGAGGACAUUUUGAAGGUGUAAUGGUUUUCCCUUUUUCUGCUUAGUAAUGCUGAGUUUGCGGAAUAUCAUUAUGCUCUUAUCAGCAUUAUCACAUAUCUUCAUACUUUUAUUUGUUGAAAUUUCAUAUCUUUAAAACUCUUAUGGGAGCUGAUCAAACAUACAAGAUAGCCGGGUGUUAAUUUGUAGACCUGACCAUUCGUGUACUUGUUAUCUAUUUAUUUUGUGUUUAACACGUGUAAAAUAUAAAAAUUGACAUGUUACAUUUCAUGUCAAUAUGUCAAACAAAAAAUACAUUUUUUUUGUUUAAACACGACACAAAAAUUACUAGGUCUAAUUAUAAUUCUCUUAUAUUUGUAAUUUCAUUUAAAAACAUGGGUUAAUAUCAUGAAUACCCUCUAAGGUCUAAAUUACAAUAA